This is a messenger RNA of Funneliformis geosporum, 3660 nucleotides long. The record is from the annotation of a GenBank genome assembly. Lineage: Eukaryota; Fungi; Glomeromycota; Glomeromycetes; Glomerales; Glomeraceae.
AUGAAGCUAUCACGAAAAACCUCUAUACAACAAACUUAUGUAACAACAAAUCCAUUGACGUCAUAUGAUGAAUAUGCUGACACAAUUCUUCCCACAAGCGUCCAACCCAGCUCUCUUUUUUUGUAUAGUCAACCGACUGGAAAAAUUAUGAGGUCUAGAAGAAACACUUUUACUUACGGUCAAUCCGGAGAAGGAAGUUCUCAACAACUUGUACCACCCGAUCUAAACAUGGAUAGUCAACUUGUUCCUUACAAUCAAGAUUGGACUGUUAUAUUGCGUAACGAAACCGCUGGUCAGCUAGUUCUUUAUAAUACUACCAACCGACGCGUUUCGGUUAGAAGGUUACCACCAAACAAUAACCCACUACCCCAGGCAUUAACUACACCAAACACGUGCACAUUUUGCGGAAGGCCAUAUGAAGCAAAUCAUCAUAUGCCUGGUGUUGGGUCAUCAAGUACAGAUUUUAUACAUAGAAAUUAUUUUCGUUUACUAGAAAAUUCUGAAAGUCAUCAACCCGAACCAUUACCAUUUGGAGAGCCACAUCUAUUUACAGAACCUUCAACAGAAUUUACAUUCACAAGCUCAGGUGAAGAAGAAAUACAUGCUACUCUUUCACAAAAUUCUUUUAAUCAAGGAUAUUACGAGAGAUUUUUUAUUGAAGAAAAAAAAUUGGGAAGAGGAUUUCGUGGUUCUGUCUAUCUUUGUAAGCAUAUUCUGGAUAAUGUACAUUUGGGAGAGUAUGCUGUCAAGAAAGUUGCUGUUGGUGAUGAUCAUGCGUGGUUGGUUAGGAUGCUAAGAGAAGUUCAUUUGUUGGAAAAAUUACAUCAUCCAAACAUUGUGGACUAUAAGCAUGCUUGGCUAGAAAAUCAUCAAUUAACAAAUUUUGGACCACAAGUUCCGUGUUUAUUUAUAUUAAUGGAGUGUGCUAAUGGUGGGAAUUUAGAAGAAUAUAUUGAUGAACGUUCAUCAACUUUUGCAAUGCAACAAGAUCCGGAAGAACCGAAAUUUAGUACAAAAGAUCGUAUAUUACGUACAAGGAGGAUGAGACGUGCACCUGAACAAUCAUCAACGAUAAAUGCUCGUGUACAAUCAAAACGGUCUUUAAAUUUACAAGAGAUUUGGUUAUUUUUCAUAGAUAUUUGUGAAGGGUUGGGUCAUUUACAUAGGCAUGGUAUUGUGCAUAGGGACUUGAAACCUUCGAAUUUACUAUUGCAUUAUGACGGAGAGAGAACUGGCAUACCAAGAGUUUUGAUAUCAGAUUUUGGAGAAUGUGAAAUAUUAGAUCAACUUUCAGAACGUGAUCGAACUGGUGCUACUGGAACGCUCGAAUUUAUGGCACCGGAAUUAUUGACUGUUGAUGAAGGAGGAAAAUUUUAUAAAGAUUAUUCACCAAAAUCUGAUAUGUGGUCACUUGGAAUGGUCCUUUAUUAUCUUUGUUAUUCAAGGCUUCCUUAUCAUCAAGUUGAUGAUGUUGACCUAUUGAAAGAGGAAAUUUUACAUUUUGAAGGUGUCUCAUUUCCAGAACACUUCAACUUUUCAAGUUCAUCACAUAUAAUCCCUCAACAACUCAAAAAUUUGAUUAAAUUAUUGUUGUCAAAGAAUAAGAAAAUUAGACCUUCUUGUGAUGAAAUAUUGAAAUCUUUUGGAGAUAUUCGAGCAAAGUUUGCAAACAACGUUUAUAACGAAACUCCAGUUGAAUCCUCUUUUAAUUCACACAUCACCUCAGAUCCUAUCGCACAAAUAGGAGCGUCUAAACUUUUUCGUAUUCCUUCAGAUAAUACAUUAUCAAGUCAAGAAGAUGUAGCCGACAUAUCGUCAGAUUUUGAGUCUCCCAUUUUGUCCGACCAUUCCACCACAGCCACAAAAACAACAGCUAGUAAAGUUGAUCUGCAUACAAUUUCGACGAUAGAUGGUUCCUUUACUGAAACUUCUGAAACAGCAAAUUUACGUAAACGUAAUAAAAUUGUUGAGAAAGUUCAAGUUUUGCGGGAGACCAUUAACGAAGAAUCUUCCAAAUCUGGUAUUGAAAGGAGACUUGACGUUGGACAAUCAUCAAUGGUUAAGGAUGGAUCAAUUGAUGAUAACCAAACAGCCAUUGUUCGUGUGACACCUUUUAGAAAUUCACUUUAUAAAAUGAUAUUUUCGUAUAAAUGUGAAAGUGGAUGGUGGAGAGUUCUUAAAUUUAUCAUGGUCAUAUUGAAGAUUACAACAUGUCUGGGGUAUUGUUCACCUUAUUUACCUCCUCCUUUGGUACUGUACCCCGUUAUUAUUUUUGCAAUAAUGGACCUUUAUACAAAUACAGAAACAACAGGGGCAGCAGGUUUGAUCUUAUUAUAUCCAUUAGGCAGUCGCAAUUGUUUUGAAUCCCAAAUCCUUGGAACUUUGAUUUCUUGCCUUCCUGAUGAGUCAAAGAACCUUUUAUUUAAAAGUGGGAUUUUUAUCGCCACGCCAACUUCAAAACCUCCAUUAUUCAAUUAUGCAUCAUACUGUAAAGCUCUUUCAAUUCAUGAAAUUGAUCAAAUGAUCCUUUGCGUUCUUGAAAAUCAACAACCUAUCACUUCACGUAGCAUAAACUACAAUAAAUUUCUAGUAUCACAAGAAAUAUUAAAAAUGUUUAUGAGACAAAUUCCUUCCUUAAAAGAGUUGAAUUAUAAUUCAACCGGGGAUAGGGAGAAUACGGGGAAUAUUAUUUUCACUUACUUUCCUGGAGCGAUAAAUUGUUUAGCAUACCUUCAAGUGUUAAACUGUAGUUCAAAUAUUUGUUCCGAAUUUUAUUUUCAACUGUCUCGAGUGUGUUGUAAUAUAAGGUCACUCGCUAUAGAAUUUGAAGAAUUUGCGUCUCAAGGAUUAAAAGAUUUGAUCUCCUCACAACACAAUUUAAAAUGUUUAACAUUAAUGUUAUAUGAUUACAGUGUGAAUUGGACGGAACUUAUACCAUCUUUAACAAAACAUUCGAACACCUUAACAAAGUUAAAACUCAGCGGCUAUGGACCUUUAUCGUUUAUCUCUAUCUUCUCAAAUUUACAAGAACUCACAUUAACAUUUAAUUACGAAGAAUAUUUUGAAGAUUUUAAAGAGUUACAAUACGCUUCCUUCCCUCAAUUACGAAUCUUAAAAUUUUUAUAUAAAUACCCGAAACGGGAAUAUUUGGCUAAAUUUUUAGAGAUCAAUGGUAAAAGUUUAAGAGGUUUUUGUGCUGUAGGUUUCGAUAAUUCGUUAAACUUGACAUUGGCUAGAUUUUGUCCAAACCUUCGAUCACUCUAUAUCACGAUCAUGAAGAAUGAAAUCGAAAGGUUAAAAGGAAUCUUGAACGGUUGUCAACAAUUGGAGAGUAUAAAAGUUUGGUGCGGUAAUGAAUAUUUAAAAGAGAGGGAUUUUUUGGAAACCUUGGCAACAUUUUCACCAAAGAACCUUUAUAAAUUAAAACUAUAUAACGUAUCAAACUCUGUGUUAACCCCAGAAGAUUUGGAGAAAUUCUUUACGAGUUGGAUGAAUCGUAAACCUCAAAGAUCACUUUACUUUGUCAUCAUUAAAGGGUUUGGUAUAAGUAGUCUGGAGGUUAAAAAAGGAAAUAUGGAAAUAAUCGAUAAGUAUAAAAAAUUGGAUGUCAUUAAAAAAUUCGAAACUAUAAAGUACUUUGACGACUUUGCUGUUCUUUAA